Messenger RNA from Peniophora sp. CBMAI 1063, 1713 nucleotides. NCBI's taxonomy places the organism in Eukaryota, Fungi, Basidiomycota, Agaricomycetes, Russulales, Peniophoraceae. The record is from the annotation of a GenBank genome assembly.
AUGUCCAGCUGCCCUAGCAAGCUCUUCAGCAAGCUCUUUGGCGAAAGAGUAACUGAAGCUACUGCCCGCCCAAGCGUCGUCGACGUGUUGAUCGCUGGUGCUGGCCCGAUUGGUCUUUUAGGCGCCGUUGCGCUCGCUCAGAACGGCGUCUCUGUCCGCAUCGUCGAAAAACAGUCCAGUUUCAACAUCGGACAACGUGGCGCCAAUAUCAUGCCCCGCUCUCAAGAGGCCUUCCACUUCCUCGGCGUUCUGAACGACUUUCUGAAAGUAGCCGGCCCCGGAUAUGGCGACAUGAGGCUCUACGAUCCUGAAGGCAAGGUGGUUAAGGACACAGUCUUCAGGGAGAAGUCAGAGGCGACGCCGGAGAUACCCAUCCCCAACCCUAUUGCUAUCGGUCAGAACACGCAUGUUGAGAUCUUGAUGAAGCAUCUGAAGGCGCUUGGCGUCGAAGUCGAGUUCGCCACGGAGAUGGUCGGCUUUGAUCAGGACGAUGCUGGCGUGAACGUUACACUCAAGACUGGAGAACGCGAUGAGAAGGUCAGGGCGUCAUUCUUACUCGGCACGGAUGGAGCAAAAGGUAUCACGCGGCGUACAGUUGGCAUACAGUUCGUCGGGAGGACAGACGAGACGAAGGCUGUGAUCGGCGACUUCGAGCUCUCCGAAGGAGGGGACUCAGCCCCUCUCGACAGGAGCCUCAUGCAUAAUUUUGCUGACGAAAGGAAGAACCGCAUCGUCGCUCGCCCUGUUCACGAAGACGAACAGCUCUACUUCUUCCUGAUGACCGGUCCCGACCUCGAUACGCAUCGCAUGGCCACCGACGUCGAAUACCUGCUCGAGGAGAUACACCGCAUCACGAAGUGCAACACCCUCGAAGUGCCUAACAUUCGUCACAUCGCAGAGUGGCGGCUCAACGAACGAGUGGCUGAUCACUUCAGGGUGGGCCGUGUCGUCAUCGCUGGAGACGCGGCGCACUGUCACAGUCCGACUGGUGGGCAAGGCAUCAACAGUGGCGUUCAGGACAUAAUGAAUGUCACAUGGCGCCUAGCCUCGAUCGUCAAAGGCCUCUCGCCGCUCUCUCUUCUGGACUCCUACGAUGAAGAACGUAUCCCUGUCAUCCGCGAGAUGCUGCGGAUGACAUCCAAUCUCGCUCAGCUCGUCUUCAAGGCCGGAGACGACAACGCCUGGCACCGCCCGCUCUCGGGCCGUCAGCUGGGCGUGCACUACCGCUGGAGUUCGAUCGUACUCGACGAGCUUCGCGAGGGGGAGGGCGAGCUUGUGCUGGAGAGCACGAACAUUGAACCUGAGGACGUGUAUGGAUCUGACACGCCGGACCGGAUUCACGCUGGUGAUCGCGCGCCUGAUGCACCGGCACUCGUGCACCGUCAGACAGGCGAGGAAACGCGGCUUUUUGACAUCCUCAAACCGAUCCAUCAUACCAUCAUCGUCCUUGCCCCGGUCGUGCUCAACGAUGUGCUCGCGGCCAUUGCGAAGUACAAGGAGGGCAGCAUUCACAUUAUCGCCGUCGUUACUGAAGCCGAUCAGACGCCCAGCGCCGAGGUUGAUCUGUACACCGACACACACGGGCAUGCUCAUCGCGCAUACAGUGCAGCUUUGGGAGUGAAGAUCGUCGUCGUUCGUCCGGACGGCGUGGUCGGAGGGCUGCUGAAGGGCGCUGAGGGAGUGAUCAAGUACUUCGACAAGGUCUUCAUUUGA